This is a messenger RNA of Racocetra persica, 291 nucleotides long. NCBI's taxonomy places the organism in Eukaryota, Fungi, Glomeromycota, Glomeromycetes, Diversisporales, Gigasporaceae. The record is from the annotation of a GenBank genome assembly.
GCUUUUUAUUCGAUUAUUGAGUCUAAAGAUUAUGACCAAUUAUUAUUAUCCUUUGUAAGUGAAGACCACUACCAAUUAUCAUCAUCCCUUGUAAGCGAAAACAACAGACUAAUCAAACCUAAUUUAGCAUCUUUUGAGAGUGAAAACAAUAGGAUAAUUGAACUUGAUGCAAUAUCUCUUGUAAACGAAAAUAACAGUAUAAUCGAAUCUGGUGCAUCAUCUUUUGUAAGCAAAAGUAACAGAAUAAUUGAACCUGAUAAAGAUCUUGUUUAUGUUAGUAAUGAUGAUACU